AUGGCAAGUGGCGGAUGGUGGCAGCGAACGGCGGGCGGUAGACGGCGGGGGAAGGUGGCAAUGGACAGCGACGCAGCCAGUGCGGAGGAUGACGGCUGGAGGCGGCUAGCAAUGGGAGGAGGGCGGCGGAGGGAGGAGGGCGGCCGACAAUGGGAGACAGUGGUCGGUGGACGUUGGCAGGAGGAGGGUAGCGGAGGGCGGCCGGCGGCAAGAGCGGUGGCUGAUGGACAGCGAGCGGCGGCGAGAGGAGGCGGCCGACAAUGGGAGACGGCGGCUGAUGGACAACGGCAAGAGGCGAGCGGCAGCAGGAGGAGGGCGGCCGGCGGCAAGAGCGGUGACCGAUGGACAGCGGGCGGUGAGUGGCGGCCGGCGGUGUGCGGCGACGGGAGGAGGGCGGCCGGCGGCAAGAGCGGUGGCCGAUGGACAGCGAGCGGCGAGGGAGGAGGGCGGCCGGCACCAGAGACGGCGGCCGAUGGACGAUGGGGAGAGGCGAGCGGCGGCGGGAGGAGGCGGCCGGCAGUAAGAGCGGUGGUCGAUGGGCGGCGGGCGGUGAGUGGCGGCUGGGCAGUGGGCGGCCGGCCGGAGGCAAGAGCAGCGGCCGAUGGACAGCGGGCGGUGAGUAGCGACCGCGGUGGCGGCGGCGAGAGCAGCACGGCGAGAGGAGGGCGGCCAGCCAGAAGAGCGUUGGCCGAUGGGCUACCAGGGCGGUGA
Molecule: messenger RNA, 711 nt
Organism: Syzygium oleosum
Lineage: Eukaryota; Viridiplantae; Streptophyta; Magnoliopsida; Myrtales; Myrtaceae
Exons: 1
Coding region: 1-711 (236 amino acids)
Source: RefSeq, a predicted model, not a curated record